AUGAGCAGCCGUCAUAUCCCAACAAAGCGUAUUAACUCCGGCGUGAUAAUCUCAGCCCCGGGUGGUCUGCGCUCGAUGCCAGAGGGAGGAUGGGGUGACGAUACGCCCGUCAAUCGCUCCAAGGGACCCAACAAGAAUUAUGCGAAACGGGGAAUCAAUCACUUCCCUGAAAUAUCUUUACGCAGUGUGAUGCCAGUCUAUGCGCCAUACGAUGGCCAUGCUUCAUUCACUCCUGACAAAAGCGAUAGAGAAUACAGGACCGUGUCUCCGCCGCCACCGGCGCUUCCUGAGAGACCCCAGGAUCAACAUACAGCGGGGACAACACUAUGCCUUCCACUACUCAACGUGGCGCUGACCGCCACCGUGGAUGGAACGAUCGCUCAUAUAGAGCUUGUACAGAAGUUCGACAAUCCUUCAGAUGCAAUCGUCGACAAGUCGAAGCACAUAUUUCCACUCUAUGACCGUGCCGUCAUCACCUCAUUCGAAUGUACAAUCGGUGAUGAGCGCCGCGUCAAAGGAAUCGUCAAAUCCAGAGCUCAAGCUUGUCAAGAAUUCGAAGAAGCAGUCCGCGACCGAGUCAAAGCGCCUGCAAUUUUAGAAGAGCAUACACCUGAGAUCUUUGAGACUUCUCUUGGGAACAUUCCUGCCAAAACGACCACCGAGAUAAAGAUCACGUACGUCCAGGAGCUCAAGGUCGUCAUGAUGGAAACAGAAGCGACAGAAGGUAUAGCACUUACCAUUCCACUGUCUAUUGCACCGCGUUACGGAGAGCCACUAGUUCCGUGGCACACUCCAUCGGAAGUGCGAGAAGAAAGGCUUGAUAUCUGGGUAAGACUCGUUGAUGACGUUAAAGUCAAUCAUGAAGGCUGCAACGCAGAGUCUGGUCACCGUAUCGAAUUUGAAGGUACCAAAACUGCCAUUUGCUCUCAUGGAUCCGCGAUGGGUGCUGCUGAAGACCCUGGAACAUAUUCCGUUUGGCACCAUCAGUCCCUGUCACCUGUUCUAAGGGAGGAUUUUGUUUUUGUCAUUCAGAUGCAAGAGGGGCAUCAUAUUAAGUCUCGAGCUAUUGCUUGUCCGGCAGAUAGCAAUGGCCUUGGUGCCAUGGUAUUGAGCAUCAGACCCAACGACCUGUUCCGCAAUGCCAUUAUUCCAAAGUCUUUCACGGGAGAGAUUUUGUUUCUUCUCGAUAGAUCUGGAUCGAUGGACUAUGGAUAUCAUGACGAAGUAUCAAAGAUCGCUGUGAUGCGCGAGGCAAUGCUUCUAGCGCUUGCCGGAAUUCCGACUACAUGCAUCUUCAACGUUAUUUCAUGGGGAUCAGCUACAGUCGGUCUUUGGGGUAAUUCCAAGCCUGCCUCAGAAGAGAACAUCAGAGAAGCAAAAGAUUAUGUCUCUCACAUCAAGGCUGAUAUGGGCGGCACGGACCUUCUUCGAGCUCUAGAAGCCGUAGUGAGACGACGAGAUCAACAGAGAGGGCCAACUCAGAUCAUCGUUCUUACGGACAGUGAACUGGAGCCCGAAGAAUCUAUCCAAUUCAUCUGGAAGAAACGUCAGCUUCUGGGAGAUAGCAUUCGUUUCUUUGCACUUGGCAUUGGAGACGAGGUGUCUCAUCGCCUAGUCGAGAGUAUCGCCGAGUGCGGUGGCGGGUACAGCGAUGUUGUCCAUACUACGAAAACCCCACGAUGGCACGAUCGGCUGAACCGCCUGGUCAAAUCUGCCCUUCAGCCGAAUAGCUGGAGUUAUGAUAUUUCUCUUGGAAGUGAGUUCGAACGCCAGAGUUUGGCUGUUGGCAAGCUAGGGGGGGAAAGUGCUUUGCCUAGUGGUAAAGUACCUUACUUCCAAGCUCCUUUCCCAACCCUACCACUGCAUCCCUUCAGUUUCAACUCGAUAUCCUUCUUGUUCAAUCUCCGCCAUGGGGAAUCUCUCCCGAAGACUGUCACUAUAACCAUAACCACACCUGAGGCAAAGAAAAGGUCUUAUGAGCUUCCAGUUCAGCUAGUCACCGGUGGUGACGUGGCAAUCCGUUGCCUAGUGGCCAAAUCCGUUCUUCUCGAUCUAGAUGUUAGAGAGAAGCGAGGAGCAACUCUGGCAAAGGUCGUCAAGGCUAAUGCCGAAGAAAUUGGUAUGAUGUACUCAAUCACCAGUAAAUGGACAAGCUUUGUUGCUAUAUCAGAGAAUGAGCCUACGGAAGCCGAAGAAGAGCAAAAGAUGAAUCAUUACAAAGCCGUACUCGACGAGAUGGAUAUCGACCAGCUUUUGAAUACCGUGGGUAUAGAUGAUGACUCUUUAUUCGUAGGCGCCGACUUCGCAGCCCAAACAUUCAGCCCAUCUGGAGUUCUCAUACCCCAGCAAGAUAUGACAGCCAGCAUAGACCAAUCAUGGGUUCCUCUUUUUGCGUCAAACAGGAGCUUAUCGCCCAAGUUCGGAAACAAAGGCAGUACUCGACCUGCAGUCAAGUAUGAAGAAAGUGACGGGAGUGUCUAUGGUGAUAAAGUAUCCGAGCUGGCUGAACCUCACAGCACUGCGGAAACCAUGACACUGCCCAAGGCUUCGAAUGUCGAUGACGGUGGUGGAAAUCUUGCGCCUGGGGAACCCUUCUCAGAUGCUCGCGCCUUAACACAUCAUCUAUCACCGAGUAAAAACUCUAGUUCUGGCUCAGAUUCUAGUAUAGCUAUCGUUGAGGGUAGUGACUCGGAAUCAAGCAUUCGUAUAAGGGCGACGAUAUCUAAGGCCCCUUUCCCAGUCGACCAUGGGGUGUCCUCUGCAAAUUCCCCCUCUUUUGCCAGCAGUGGAGCAUUAUCGGAUGCCUCUUUAUCAGCAACAACAUGCGAAGGACCAUACAUUACGCCGUGUGAGAUUUCUUCCAAGACCGAUGUAUAUGACGAUUCUGAUACGGAAACCCAUACCGAGGACGGAAGACUGAGCGGUUUCGGAUCCCUACCUCAUCCAUCCGUUGUAAAUGACCCUCUAAAUUGGCAAUUCGCGAUAGAAUGUCAAGACGGCAGCGGCCUCUUCGAUUUUCCAGAGGAUGUACGAGAAAGGAUACAACUCCACUUCUGCCCCGACGCGGCAACGAAGCUCAUUUCCAAGAUCGCUGAGCUUCUCAAGGAAUGCAUCACUCCUGAUAGUGACAAGCAUGAACUUUGCAGCCGCAUGCUCGACACACUCAUGAUCAUCGAAUGUUAUAAGACGCACUUGGCCCAAGAGGAGGACAUCUGGGACAUGUUUAUCGAUAAAGCUCGGGAUGCAGUGCUGGAGACCCUUGAGCUCUCAGCAGAUGAUCAGAUAUUGCAGGAGUUAGAAGGACUCUUAAGGUCAUCGAUGAUGCAUGCGCAUUAUAUGGCUGCGACUGGUAUCAAAGAGUCGCAGAAGGAUAAAGAGGACAGAGAUCUAGCAUGCUGUCCUGUAUGCGAUAUAGCAUGGCUUACAGCGCGGCAGUUCAUUUGUCCUUUCGAUCAUGAGUCUGAGACGGAUGUUGAUGAAUUUCGAAAUUGGGAGGACUUUUGGGGGCAUCAAGUCCAAAGGGGACAUGUCGUUUGUCCGCAAUGA
This is a messenger RNA of Fusarium sp. VM40, 3546 nucleotides long. Lineage: Eukaryota; Fungi; Ascomycota; Sordariomycetes; Hypocreales; Nectriaceae. The record is from the annotation of a GenBank genome assembly.